AUGAGUCAAAGCUUGAAUACUUCAAAGAAUUUCUGGAUCAACAUCAACCAAGAGAAAGAGUAUUAUACUGUUAUCAACUCUGGUCAAUACAAUGAACUCCUAUCUCCUCCCCAGCAAAACCAUGUUGAAGGCAUAUUGGCAGAUGGCAAGUCUCCUGGAGGCUUAGGUGCAGCUAUUGUAAAGGGUGGCAACAAUGGUGGGCAGCAGGUUGAAAUGAAAGGAUAUGGGUACAUGAUGCUGGGCAGAAGCAAGGUAUUGGAAGAUACACUCUUCUGCAUUGGUUCUAAUUCCAAGGUGCAUUGGUCAACUAAUUCUGAGCAGCUUUUCAGUGUUCUUGUGACUGGCCUUCUUAUUUUCAACAAAAUACUUGCUCCAAGAGUUUUCUGGAACACCAGAACCACAGAUAUCAACCUCAAGCAGGAGCUAAGGGUUCCUGUCAUGUCUGCAAGAAGUACAAUUGUUGAUUUGAUGAGCCAUUAG
Guyanagaster necrorhizus is the source of this 480-nucleotide messenger RNA. RefSeq lists its product as uncharacterized. The transcript has a single exon. The record is from RefSeq and is a predicted model, not a curated record. The coding region runs from base 1 to 480 and encodes 159 amino acids. Lineage: Eukaryota; Fungi; Basidiomycota; Agaricomycetes; Agaricales; Physalacriaceae.